Ictalurus punctatus (channel catfish) is the source of this 1608-nucleotide messenger RNA. Its product is annotated as junctional adhesion molecule-like. Gene Ontology annotation, biological process: cellular response to lipopolysaccharide; negative regulation of T cell proliferation; T cell costimulation. Lineage: Eukaryota; Metazoa; Chordata; Actinopteri; Siluriformes; Ictaluridae. The transcript is spliced from 7 exons. Gene Ontology annotation, cellular component: external side of plasma membrane. The record is from RefSeq and is a predicted model, not a curated record. Bases 1 to 1143 code for a protein of 380 amino acids.
AUGGCGCUGCCUCUGCUAGUGAGCAGGAGUGGUGUGUGCUCACACUUCUUCACUCCCUUUGGUACUCACUGCACCAAGUCGCUCCAAAUUCGCAUAAAGUUCAACUUUGUCGCGUUGCUGGACACGCCCACAUCCAGUCGCCAGUGGUCGCUGCCGCGCUGUUCUCUCUCUGCUGAUAAUCCGACAGAAAUCACAGGACACACAGGUGGUUCAGUGCUGUUCCCCUGCUCCUGCUCUGACCUGCACACCAAACCUCAGAGAUUCACCUGGGAGAGCGACAGAACAGGACCUGCGACAGAAGUGUUAAAUGAUGAACACUACCGUGGCAGACUUCAGCUGUUUAAUGACAUUUCUCCUGGUAAUCUGUCUCUGCUUAUAUCUGACUUGAGAGAAGAGGAUCAGAGAGUCUACAGGUGCAGCACUGAGAAGGAACACAGAGACAUCUGGCUUUAUGUUAAAGGCUGUGAGCUGGUGAAGAAGACAGGGGUAGAGGGUGUGACUGUGUUCACAGGAGAGUCUGUAGUUCUGCCCUGCGUCUGCACUGACCUACAGGACAAACCAAAGUCUGUAAAAUGGGAGUUUUCAAUACCAGUAACUAGAAUCAAUCACUUUCAGGAAAUUUACCCUGAACAGACUGGACGUCACAGAAACAGAGUCAAACUGGUCAGUAACAACGCUCCAGGAAACCUCUCUCUACUCAUAUCAGACCUGACUGAAGAGGACCAGGGACUCUACAGAUGUUCUGUACAGGCUGAUAGCAGAGAUGUCAGAUUAUCUGUUAAAGUAGGAAGAAGAGAAACUUCAACACACUCGAGGAAAACAGACACAACACCUCCAUCAGAACCGCCUCAGAGUAAAACAACAAACUCUCCACCUGCAUCAUCCUCAACAACACUGGAACAAGAUAAACAGCAAACAACCAGCAGCCUCCCUCUGGUUUUUGGCAUUCUGGGAGUUUUACUGCUGGUGAUAUCCGGUGUAGUGGCAUAUAUUUGUUGGAGACGCAAAGGAGGAAGAUGUGGAGAGAACGUGAUUACUGAAGGACGUCCGGACUGUAAGAGAAAGCAGAAGGAUCAGAUUGGGUCUGAUGUCACUGUAUUUACUACUGUUAUUUACACUUACUACUCUACUGACCCACAUUAACACAGCCGGAGCAGCAGAUCAUCACUGGACAGAAAACUGAAUAUAGCAGCAUUAUAACAAACUAAUCCAGAGUAAAUAUAGACACAUGCUCAGAUAUUAUAGAAUAAUGCUGAAAACAUGUAUUAAAUACGCUCCAUGGCCAGCACGGGAUUCACAGUAUUGACUUUUUCAGAUUUUUAUACAUCUUACAAUUAAAUAUCAGAUUCAGGCAUAAACAUGUGUGUUCCAUUUACUUAUGUUAGCUAAGUGUAUUGUUCUGCAUUCAUUGUUUAUCAUUAAUUGCUGAUGGAUAAUCUCGCUAAUUAUAUUUUGAGUGUACGUGUCAUUUUAUAUCUUAUGUGUACCAUACUUAUAUCAGGUUAAGAAAUGAAAGCUCUAGAAGGCUGUUGUCAUCAUGCUGUUUUGUGAAAGAAGACUGCUAUAGAAGUUCUUGUUUGUGACUUUUAAUGACUGGGUAAAAAUAAA